Messenger RNA from Anopheles nili, 983 nucleotides. RefSeq names its product sugar transporter SWEET1 (gene slv). Lineage: Eukaryota; Metazoa; Arthropoda; Insecta; Diptera; Culicidae. The record is from RefSeq and is a predicted model, not a curated record. Gene Ontology annotation, cellular component: membrane. Bases 180 to 869 code for a protein of 229 amino acids. Gene Ontology annotation, molecular function: sugar transmembrane transporter activity. Gene Ontology annotation, biological process: carbohydrate transport. The transcript is spliced from 5 exons.
GCUCACGUAGCGAGCUUUGUGGAAAACCAGAGUUUAUCUUGAAAUUGUCCAUAAUUGGAGCUUGUGGAUAGGCAUGAUUGCUCGCGUGCCAAUGCGAAAUUAUUCUUCCGAUGGAGUUUAGGAUAGCUGUGUAGCGAGUCCAAGUUCUGCGCAAAAAUAAUUCGUUUCCAGCAUUGACAAUGGAAGCAAUAUUGACCAAAGGAAGCUUGGCCUCUCUGGCCACGGUUGCGACGGUGUUACAGUUCCUUACCGGCACUGUCAUAUGCAAUCGAUACAUCAGGAAGAAAUCUACUGGAGAUACGUCGGCCUUCCCUUUUAUAUCUGGUUUUCUGUCAUGUUUCAUGUGGCUCAAGUAUGGUGUACUAACUGAGGAAAGCACUUUGAUUUUGGUGAACUUUAUUGGUUCAGCGUUGUUUUUCUCGUACACCGUAGUUUUCUUCGUGUUUUCCGUCAACAAGCGAGAGGUGGUUCGUCAAAUGAUGCUCAUUUCGUGCAUUAUUUUGAGUGCAACGAUCUACACGUCGUUUGAAGUGGAUGCUGAGAAGUCGAUCAGAGUGAUAGGUCUGCUUUGCUGUUGCCUGGCGGUUCUAUUCUUUGCAUCACCGCUGACGACAUUGGCUCAUGUUAUACGCACUCAAAACACGGACAGUCUUCCUUUUCCGAUCAUUGUUGCUUCCUUUUUUGUGUGCUUGUUGUGGACAGCCUACGGGAUACUUAUUGGUGAUCGGUUUAUACAGGUACCAAACCUUCUUGGAGGAAUAUUGGCCGCAAUUCAGUUGACUUUGUAUGUGAUAUACCCGAAACAGAAAGCUUCCUCCGGCGGUGGACCACGUUACUCCCCGUUGGUAUCUGAAAAUCCGAUUUUGUAGUAUUAAUGGUGGUAUGAUAGAUAAGAAGUACCCAGUGUGCUUAUUGUUGUAAGCAGCAAUGAAAGGUAUUAACGCCGUUGUUAUUCCAUUUUAGUCAAUAAACAAACAUGUGAA